This is a messenger RNA of Cebus imitator (Panamanian white-faced capuchin), 10914 nucleotides long. RefSeq names its product lysine demethylase 6B (gene KDM6B). Gene Ontology annotation, molecular function: RNA polymerase II cis-regulatory region sequence-specific DNA binding; chromatin DNA binding; histone H3K27me2/H3K27me3 demethylase activity. NCBI's taxonomy places the organism in Eukaryota, Metazoa, Chordata, Mammalia, Primates, Cebidae. The record is from RefSeq and is a predicted model, not a curated record. Gene Ontology annotation, cellular component: MLL3/4 complex. Gene Ontology annotation, biological process: heart development; regulation of gene expression. The coding region runs from base 3445 to 8490 and encodes 1681 amino acids. The transcript has 24 exons.
ACUCCGGGACUCAGGGACGGGGAGGAGGAGGGAGGGAGGCAGAGGCUGCAAGCGCCGGGGCAGGCCCAGGAGGCAGAGGAGGGACCGUCUCCCCCGCCCCCCCAGCCCCCACUCCCCCCCCUGCUGCUUCCCCCCCUCCCUACCCGGACUCCGGGGGCACCGCCGGGGGACAGACACCCAGCAGGUUCCCCCCAGGGCAACAUGCCAGCCCCGUAGCACUACCCACCCCACCCACCGUGGUCUGUUGUACCCCACUGCUGGGGUGCUGGUUCCAAUGAGACAGGGCACACCAAACUCCAUCUGGUAAGUCCUGUCUGAGUGACCCUCUCUCCCCAGCAGUCUAACUGCAUCACAUGGUUGGAGUUGCUUGGUAUGAUCUGGAUCAUGCCCACUCUUCAGAAUGGUCUAGUCCAAUUCUGAGCACCUCACCAUGUGGUGCUUGAGUGGUUCAGCCCUCCUGGUUUAUGGACCUCCCUUCUAUCUCCUAUAAAUGGUUCAGCCCUAUACUUCACCAGCCUCUCCACUACUACCAAAAAAUCUUCUCCCCACUAUCUCCCCAGUGCUACAACUCAGUUGCUUAUUGAAUGAAGAUGGAGUUUGCAAGCUGAAAGUGGGAUAUGAGUUACCCUGGAGGAAUUUUUUCUUGGGAGGAGAAGGGCUUUGCCUCUAUAAGAGUUGUUGAACACCCUGGCUUUUGGAGGGUGUUCAGAAAUUGAUUUGGGGAGAUACUGGAGAUCACCACCAGCCACAGCAAUCUUGGCAUUUCACCUUUCCUUCCAGAUCUCUUUAGGUCCCAUUCUCUUCCCACUGCACUAUAGCAUUUGCCCCCAUACCUAUGUCUUAACCUCUUCUGCUUACGUCUCUCCUCUCAGUUCUCUGCCUGAAGCCCUGCUUUAUUUCCCAUUCCUUUGUUGGAGAAAAUGGAAGAUAAUCCCUAAGUCAGGGGCUUAAGUUUUCUGUGUGUUGUUCUUCCCCAUUACAUAUUGGGCUUCUUGAGUGGAACUGUUUUCUUCUAUGUAUCUCGCUAUUUUGCAUGAUGUUUUGCACAUUGGGUGCGUGGUGGAUUUGUGUUGAAUAAUGUUAACUGAAUGAGCUUCAUUACCAAGAACCUAUGAUUUCUGAGAUCUGCUGCACAGCCUCCUACCUUCUUCUCUAGAGAACAUGAGGAGGGUAACAUGGGUAGAGCUGAGAGGAAGGCUGACCAGGAGAUGGUCUGUGAGGAUAAAACUAAAAGAGGGAGAGUAGGACAGAGCCAAUAUAGAAGAGUGGUAAGAAUGUGGCUCAGGAAAGAAGCCUAGCUUUCAUUCUUCACUUGCAGAAUGAUUUGGCCAAGUCACCUAGCCUCUCUGGGUCUCAAUUUCCUUAUCUGUAAAAUUGGGUAAUCAAAGUACCUUCUAUGUCAGGUUUUGGGGAAGGGUGAAAAGAAAAAUGCUUGUAAAAUGCUUAAUGCAGUGCCUGGAAUGUAAUAAAUAUUCACGAAAUGCUAGCAAUUAUCAUCACAGUAGCAGCCACAGGGAACUGUGAGAAUAAACAGGGCUGUCAAGGGAUGGGACAGAACUUGAUUGAAGGUGGACGGACCUCCAAAUACUUGAUUCGAAACAGAAUGAUCACUGAUCCAGCAAGAUGUGAGGAGCGUAGCCAGGAGUCAGGAGGGUGGGCCUGCUCCAGUGUCGCCCCGACUCUGUUCAGUAACAUGAAGGCAAACACAGAAGGGCAUGUGCAGAGGCACACGUGAUCACGCUAGUGAUGCAGAGGCAGACCCAGACAAAAGACCGAGACAGGAGCUAGGCAGACACACAGACAGAGACAGCCCCGCGGAGUCAUGUAGACAGGGAUAAUGACAGGAACGCGUCAGACACAGGCACAGAGGGAGACAAGAUGAACAGAUAUGCAGGUGCACACGGAGACAGACACCGGGACCCACGCACAGCCGACCGUGUCAGACAGACUGGUGAACACAGCGCCCAGUCAGAGGCAGACACAAGGCCUGCAGUGACACACAGCGGGCCGGGGCCGGCACCGUCACUCCUUGGUGGGGGGCGGGGAGGGGCCGGCAGCCGGGGAAAAGCUGGGGAAGGGAAUCCCGGGCGGGCGGCCUGCCCGGGUGGCUGAGUCACAGCGGAGCCUCAGCCGGCGGCCCUCCCCUCCGCCUCCCCCUCCCCCAGGUAAGAAGCGAGCUUGUAACCCCUCGCUUCCACCGGGAGUGAUGAGGACAGGCAGGGAGCGGGUUGCGACGAGGGUCCCGGACCGCCCCACACCGGCGCGCACGCUGCGUGCCCGCUGACUGCCUGCUCGGUAAAACCCUAUCUGCGGGCUCUUAUCUCUGGCCGUCACGUGAGUUUGCGUGCGCACUUCAGGCCUCUUACCACGCGUCCCGCGCGGCUCCGGCGCUGCGCAGAGGGGUUCGUCGGCUCAAGCCCAGAGAGAGUUAAAUGGGUGUGAUUGAUGGAGUGGUUCUCUCUUGGGGCUCCCGCGGGCGGUGGGGGGUCGGUUAAAGUCCCGAGUCCAGGGCCCGGAUGGAGGGGGCGGAGCUGUGCUUUGCCGGGAGUGCCCGGAUGGGGAGGGCGUGGCCUCGGCGGGAGCGGAAUUAACCCUUUCAGAGCGGCUGGCUCCCGAGGUUGUGGGUAGGGUCGGGAGAAGCUGGAAUGUCUGCCCCAGAAGUAUAAUAGACUUCGCAGCCUGGCUCUGACCGCGUGCGAUUAGCUCUCGCCUGUCUUGGAGGAGUCUGUGGGUUUCAGUCUUUGUGGCUGUUGGUGGUCCCCUCCCCUUGGUUAGUAUACUAGGACACCGGGAGUCAGGAGGGCUAUUCUUGCCCCACAGCGAGAGUGGAGGUGAGAGUGGAGCGCGAGCCAGUGGCGGCUGGGGAACAGGUGCGAACGCCGCGUUGGGGCUGCCCGGCGCAGGGCGGGGGCAUCGUGGGGGAAGACGAGAGGGGAAAUUCCGCGGGACCGGUGGUGAGCCGGUGUGUAGGCUGAGGAGUUGUGUCUGCCUCUGACUGUGUGUCUGUGUGUGUUCAGGGAGGCGGGGGCUGAGUCAGUGGGAAGAGGGGAAGGUUUUCUGGGUGACUCACGCUCCCUCACCCCAAGCCUGAAUCAGACCCCGAGGGAGGGCUUUGAACGGGGGGCGAGAGUCAAGCGCCUGUGUCCCGGGUUCGGACAAGGAUCCGAGGGGGCUGGCUGUUACUGAGGCGGAGACACGGGUGAUGAUUGGCUUUCUGGGGAGAGAGGAAGUCCUGUGAUUGGCCAGAUCUCUGGAGCUCGCCGACGCGGUGAGAGGACGCUCCCACGGAGGCCGGAAUUGGCUGUGAAAGGACCCAGGCAGCCAUCUGGGGGUAGCGGGCACUCUUUAUCAGAGCGGCUGGAGCCGGACCAUCGUCCCAGAGAGCUGGGGCAGGGGGCCGUGCCCGAUCUCCAGGGCUCCUGGGGCCACUGCUGACCUGGCUGGAUGCAUCGGGCAGUGGACCCUCCAGGGGCCCGCGCUGCACGGGAAGCCUUUGCCCUUGGGGGCCUGAGCUGUGCUGGGGCCUGGAGCUCCUGCCCGCCCCAUCCCCCUCCUCGUAGCGCAUGGCUGCCUGGAGGCAGAUGCUCAGCCAGCAUUGGGCAGCCCCCGCUUCCUGCACCCCUACCCCCUUCACAUGGCAGUAGUUCUGGGCACCCCAACAAACCAUAUUAUGCCCCAGGGGUGCCCACUCCAAGACCCCUCCAUGGGAAGCUGGAAUCCCUGCAUGGCUGUGUGCAGGCACUGCUCCGGGAGCCAGCCCAGCCAGGGCUGUGGGAACAGCUUGGGCAACUAUACGAGUCAGAGCAUGACAGUGAAGAGGCCGCACGUUGCUACCACAGUGCCCUUCGAUACGGAGGAAGCUUCGCCGAGCUGGGGCCCCGCAUUGGCCGACUGCAGCAGGCCCAGCUCUGGAACUUUCAUACUGGCUCCUGCCAGCACCGAGCCAAGGUCCUACCCCCCCUGGAGCAAGUGUGGAAUUUGCUGCACCUUGAGCACAAGCGGAACUAUGGAGCCAAGCGGGGAGGUCCCCCGGUGAAGCGAGCUGCCGAACCCCCGGUGGUGCAGCCUGUGCCUCCUGCAGCACUCUCAGGCCCCUCAGGGGAGGAGGGCCUCAGCCCUGGAGGCAAGCGAAGGAGAGGCUGCAACUCUGAACAGACUGGCCUUCCCCCAGGGCUGCCACUGCCUCCACCACCAUUACCACCACCACCGCCACCACCACCCCUGCCUGGCCUGGCCACCAGCCCCCCAUUUCAGCUAACCAAGCCAGGGCUAUGGAGUACCCUGCAUGGAGAUGCCUGGGGCCCAGAGCGCAAGGGUUCAGCUCCCCCAGAGCGCCAGGAGCAGCGGCACUCGCUGCCUCACCCAUAUCCAUACCCAGCUCCAGCAUACACUGCACACCCCCCUGGCCACCGGCUGGUCCCGGCUGCACCCCCAGGCCCGGGCCCCCGCCCCCCAGGAGCAGAGAGCCAUGGCUGCCUGCCUGCCACCCGUCCCCCCGGAAGUGACCUUAGAGAGAGCAGAGUUCAGAGGUCGCGGAUGGACUCCAGCGUUUCACCAGCAGCAACCACCGCCUGCGUGCCUUACGCCCCUUCCCGGCCCCCUGGCCUCCCCGGCACCACCACCACCAGCAGCAGUAGCAGCAGCAGCAACACCGGUCUCCGGGGCAUGGAGCCGAACCCAGGCAUUCCCGGCGCUGACCAUUACCAAACGCCCACGCUGGAAGUCACUCACCAGAGCCGCCUGGGGCCCUCGGCACACAGCAGUCGGAAACCGUUCUUGGGGGCUCCAGCUGCCACUCCCCACCUAUCCCUGCCACCUGGACCUUCCUCACCCCCUCCACCACCCUGUCCCCGCCUCUUACGCCCCCCACCACCCCCUGCCUGGUUAAAGGGUGCGGCCUGCCGGGCAGCUCGAGAGGACAGAGAGAUCUUAGAGGAGCUCUUCUUUGGGACUGAGGGACCCCCCCGACCUGCCCCACCACCUCUCCCCCACCGCGAGGGCUUCUUGGGGCCUCUGGCCUCCCGCUUUUCUGUGGGCACUCAGGAUUCUCACACCCCUUCCACUCCCCCAACCCCAACCACCAGCAGUAGCAGCAGCAACAACGGCAGCCACAGCAGCAGCCCUGCUGGGCCUGUGUCCUUUCCCCCACCACCCUAUCUGGCCAGAAGUAUGGACCCCCUUCCCCGGCCUCCCAGCCCAGCACAGAGCCCCCAGGACCCACCUCUUGCACCCCUGACUCUUGCCCUGCCUCCAGCCCCUCCUUCCUCCUGCCACCAAAAUACCUCAGGAAGCUUCAGGCGCCCGGAGAGCCCCCGGCCCAGGGUCUCCUUCCCAAAGACCCCCGAGGUGGGGCCGGGGCCACCCCCAGGUCCCCUGAGUAAAGCCCCCCAGCCUGUGCCGCCUGGGGUUGGGGAACUGCCUGCCCGAGGCCCGCGACUCUUUGAUUUUCCCCCCACCCCGCUGGAGGACCAGUUUGAGGAGCCAGCCGAAUUCAAGAUCUUACCUGAUGGGCUGGCCAACAUCAUGAAGAUGCUGGAUGAAUCUAUUCGCAAGGAGGAGGAACAGCAACAACAGGAAGCAGGCGUGGCCCCCCCGCCCCCUCUGAAGGAGCCCUUUGCCUCUCUGCAGCCUCCAUUUCCCACCGACACAGCCCCCACCACCACUGCUCCUGCCGCCCCUGCUGCUGCCACCACCACCACCACCACCACCACGGCCACCCAGGAAGAGGAGAAGAAGCCACCACCAGCCCUACCGCCACCACCGCCUCUAGCCAAGUUCCCCCCACCCCCCCAGCCACAGCCACCCCCACCCCCACCCCCACCCGCCAGCCCGGCCAGCCUGCUCAAAUCCUUGGCCUCUGUGCUGGAGGGACAAAAGUACUGUUAUCGGGGGACUGGAGCAGCUGUUUCCACCCGGCCUGGGCCCCUGCCCACCACUCAGUAUUCCCCUGGCCCCCCAUCAGGUGCUACCGCCCCACCACCCACCUCAGCGGCCCCUAGCGCCCAGGGCUCCCCACAGCCCUCUGCUUCCUCGUCAUCUCAGUUCUCUACCUCAGGCGGGCCCUGGGCCCGGGAGCGCAGGGUGGGCGAAGAGCCAGCCCCGGGCCCCACGACCCCCACCCAGCCACCCCCACCCCUGCCUCUGCCCCCUGCUCGCUCUGAGUCUGAGGUGCUAGAAGAGAUCAGUCGGGCUUGUGAGACCCUUGUGGAGCGGGUGGGCCGGAGUGCCACUGACCCAGCAGACCCAGUGGACACAGCAGACCCAACGGACAGUGGGACUGAGCGACUACUGCCUCCCACCCAGGCCAAGGAGGAGGGUGGCGGGGUGACAGCAGCAGUGGUGUCAGGCAGCUGUAAGCGGCGACAGAAGGAGCACCAGAAGGAGCAUAGGCGGCACAGGCGGGCCUGUAAGGACAGUGUGGGUCGGCGGCCCCGUGAGGGCAGGGCAAAGGCCAAGGCCAAAGCCCCCAAAGAAAAGAGCCGCCGGGUGCUGGGGAACCUGGACCUGCAGAGUGAGGAGAUCCAGGGUCGUGAGAAGUCCCGGCCCGAUCUUGGCGGGGCCUCCAAGGCCAAGCCACCCACAGCUCCAGCCCCUCCACCAGCUCCUGCACCUCCUGCCCAGCCCACACCCCCAUCAGCCCCUGUCCCUGGAAAGAAGGCUCGGGAGGAAGCGCCAGGGCCACCAGGUGUCAGCCGGGCUGACAUGCUGAAGCUGCGCUCACUUAGUGAGGGGCCCCCCAAGGAGUUGAAGAUCCGGCUCAUCAAGGUAGAGAGUGGUGACAAAGAGACCUUUAUCGCCUCUGAGGUGGAAGAGCGGCGGCUGCGUAUGGCAGACCUUACCAUCAGCCACUGUGCUGCUGAUGUUGUGCGUGCCAGCAAGAAUGCCAAGGUGAAAGGGAAGUUUCGAGAGUCCUACCUUUCCCCUGCCCAGUCUGUGAAACCGAAGAUCAACACUGAGGAGAAGCUGCCCCGGGAAAAACUCAACCCCCCUACACCUAGUAUCUAUCUGGAGAGCAAACGGGAUGCUUUCUCACCCGUCCUGCUGCAGUUCUGUACAGACCCUCGAAAUCCCAUCACGGUGAUCCGGGGCCUGGCGGGCUCCCUGCGGCUCAACUUGGGCCUGUUCUCCACCAAGACACUGGUGGAGGCGAGUGGCGAGCACACCGUGGAGGUCCGCACGCAGGUGCAGCAGCCCUCAGAUGAGAACUGGGACCUAACAGGCACUCGACAGAUCUGGCCCUGCGAGAGCUCCCGUUCCCACACCACCAUUGCCAAGUACGCACAGUAUCAGGCUUCAUCCUUCCAGGAGUCUCUGCAGGAGGAGAAGGAGAGUGAGGAUGAGGAGUCAGAGGAGCCGGACAGCACCACAGGAACCCCUCCUAGCGGCAGCGCACCAGACCCGAAGAACCAUCACAUCAUCAAGUUUGGCACCAACAUCGACCUGUCUGAUGCCAAGCGGUGGAAGCCCCAGCUGCAGGAGUUGCUGAAGCUGCCCGCCUUCAUGCGGGUAACAUCCACGGGCAACAUGCUGAGCCACGUGGGCCACACCAUCCUGGGCAUGAACACGGUGCAGCUGUAUAUGAAGGUGCCCGGCAGCCGAACGCCAGGCCACCAAGAGAAUAACAACUUCUGCUCCGUCAACAUCAACAUUGGCCCAGGUGACUGCGAGUGGUUCGCGGUGCACGAGCACUACUGGGAGACCAUCAGCGCCUUCUGUGACCGGCACGGCGUGGACUACUUGACGGGUUCCUGGUGGCCAAUCCUGGAUGAUCUCUAUGCAUCCAAUAUCCCUGUGUACCGCUUUGUGCAGCGCCCUGGAGACCUCGUGUGGAUUAAUGCGGGGACUGUGCACUGGGUGCAGGCCACCGGCUGGUGCAACAACAUUGCCUGGAACGUGGGGCCCCUCACCGCCUAUCAGUACCAGCUGGCCCUGGAACGAUAUGAGUGGAACGAGGUGAAGAACGUCAAAUCCAUCGUGCCCAUGAUCCACGUGUCAUGGAACGUGGCUCGCACGGUCAAAAUCAGCGACCCUGACUUGUUCAAGAUGAUCAAAUUCUGCCUGCUCCAGUCCAUGAAGCACUGUCAGGUCCAACGUGAGAGCCUGGUGCGGGCAGGGAAGAAAAUCGCUUACCAGGGCCGGGUCAAGGACGAACCAGCCUACUACUGCAACGAGUGCGAUGUGGAGGUGUUUAACAUCCUGUUCGUGACAAGUGAGAACGGCAGCCGCAACACGUACCUGGUACACUGCGAGGGCUGUGCCCGGCGCCGCAGCGCGGGCCUCCAGGGCGUGGUGGUGCUGGAGCAGUACCGCACGGAGGAGCUGGCGCAGGCCUAUGACGCUUUCACGCUGGUGAGGGCCCCGCGGGUGCGCGGUCAGCGGAGGAGGGCACUGGGGCAGGCUGCAGGGAUGGGCUUCAGGGGCUUGGCCGUGCCUGCCCCUGAGCCACUGCCGGCUUUGUCCCCACAGGCCCCCGCCAGCACGUCGCGAUGAGGCCAGACGCCCCGCCCGCCCGCCUGCCGGCCCUCGCAGGGCGCCGCGGGGCCACCAGCACACGCCUAGGCUGGACCUGGGUCCCGCCUCUGGCCGGGAAGGGGGUCGGGCCCAGCCCUUCCACCCCAUUGGCAGCUCCCCUCACUUAAUUUAUUAAGAAAAACAUUUUUUUUUUUUUUUUAGCAAAUAUGAGGAAAAAAGGAAAAAAAAUGGGAGACGGGGGAGGGGGCUCGCAGCCCCUCGCCCACCAGCCCCUCCCCUCACCGACUUUGGCCUUUUUAGCAACAGACACAAGGACCAGGCUCCGGCGGCGGCGGGGGUCACAUACGGGUUCCCUCACCCUGCCAGCCGCCCGCCCGCCCGGCGCAGAUGCACGCGGCUCGUGUAUGUACAUAGACGUUACGGCAGCCGAGGUUUUUAAUGAGAUUCUUUCUAUGGGCUUUACCCCUCCCCCAGAACCUCCUUUUUUACUUCCAAUGCUAGCUGUGACCCCUGUACAUGUCUCUUUAUUCACUUGGUUUAUGAUUUGUAAUUUUUGUUCUUUUUUGUUUUUGGUUUUUAAUUUAUAACAGUCCCACUCACCUCUAUUUAUUCAUUUUUGGGAAAACCCGACCUCCCACACCCCCAAGCCAUCCUGCCCGCCCCUCCGGGGACCGCCCACCGCCGGGCUCUCCCUGCGCCCGUGUGUGUCCGGGCCCGGCCCGACCGUCUCCACCCGUCCGUCCGCGGCUCCAGCCGGGUUCUCAUGGUGCUCAAACCCGCUCCCCUCCCCUAUGUCCUGCACUUUCUCGGACCAGUCCCCCCACUCCUGACCCGACCCCAACCCCGCCUGAGGGUGAGCGACUCCUGUACUGUAGGGGAAGAAGUGGGAACUGAAAUGGUAUUUUGUAAAAAAAUAAAUAAAUAAAAUAAAAAAAUUUAAAGGUUUUAAAGAAAACUAUGAGGAAAAGGAACCCCGUCCUUCCCAGUCCCGGCCAACUUUAAAAACACAGACCUUCACCCCCACCCCCUUUUGUUUUUAAGUGUGAAACAACCCAGGGCCAGGGCCUCACUGGGGCAGGGACACCCCGGGGUGAGUUUCUCUGGGGCUUUAUUUUCGUUUUGUUGGUGGUUUUUUGUCCACGCUGGGGCUGCGGAGGGAUGGGGGGUUUACAGUCCCGCACCCUCGCACUGCACUGUCUCUCUGCCCUAGGGGCAGAGGGGUCUUCCCAACCCUACCCCUAUUUUCAGUGAUUUUUGUGUGAGAAUAUUAAUAUUAAAAAUAAAAGCAGAAAAAAAAUCCUGUUUCGCUAACGUGCUGGUUGAUAGCAGGGAGAGUACCGGGAGGGCUGCAAGACCGUGAUUGAUGGGGAGGACUGCGCAGACCCUGGCAAGGGCGAGCCCCUCCCCGGAGGUGCCUGUGGAAUGUCCAGGGCUCUGGUCCGCUCCUCAGGAUGGGGGGUGCCUAAUCCUACAGCCGCAUUCCAGGAUAAGGGGGGUGGGGAGAGGCUGGGCCGGGGGAGGGGCAGGAAAGAGGACUAUAAGGCAGCGGCCCAGGCGGGCGGGAUACAGGCAGGCCAUGGCGGAUGUCCCCGGGGCACAGCGAACGGUUCCCGGCGGCCCAGAGCCCCGGGACCCCCUGGACUGCUGGGCCUGCGCUGUGCUUGUAACAGCCCAGAAUCUGCUGGUGGCCGCCUUCAAUCUUCUCCUGUUGGCGCUGGUGCUAGGGACCAUCUUGCUACCCGCUGUCACCAUGCUGGGCUUCGGCUUCCUCUGCCACUCUCAGUUCCUGCGCUCCCAGGCACCCCCUUGCACCGCGCACCUGCGGGACCCCGGUUUCACGGCCCUUCUGGUCACCGGAUUCCUGCUCCUCGUGCCGCUGCUCGUGCUUGCUCUGGCCAGCUACCGCCGCCUCUGCCUGCGCCUCCGCCUAGCUGAUUGCCUCGUGCCCUACAGCCGAGCCCUUUAUCGGCGUCGGCGCGCCUCGCAGCCGAGGCAAACCCGGGCUUCACCAGGGUCCCAGGCCCUUCCCACAUCAGGAAAGGUCUGGGUCUAAUUAUCCCCGAGUCAAGAAGAACCCUGACGGCUGCCUUCCCUCUUAUUCGGCCUAAGGACUGGAAGCCCCGCAUCUUCCGACCUGCCCUGCCCCCACCCCUGCCUGAUCGGAGUCCUAACAUCCCUUUGGGAACAGCUGCAUCAGUGGACCCAGUGCUGAUGAAAGCCCCUACAUCUCGGAAAACCCCCUUUCCCUCCAUUACCCACUUCUAAAUCCUCAACUUCUGGGCUGGACCCUGCACACCUCCCCCUCAGCCCUGUCGUGAAUGGGACCACAAUCUCAUGCCCUCCUUUUAUGGGGCAGCUCAUCCGGUAUUUCUGGGGCUGGGGGGCGGGGCCGGAGGGGAAGGAGUGUCCACGCAUCAAUAAAGAUUUAACGAACGUGCUCUG